This is a messenger RNA of Colletotrichum navitas, 1538 nucleotides long. RefSeq names its product tetraspanin. Lineage: Eukaryota; Fungi; Ascomycota; Sordariomycetes; Glomerellales; Glomerellaceae. The record is from RefSeq and is a predicted model, not a curated record. The coding region runs from base 319 to 1200 and encodes 293 amino acids. The transcript has 4 exons.
ACUUGGGGGAGCCCUGUUUGAUUGACCUUUUUGGGGGCGACGGCCAGCGCCACACCUUCUUCCUCCCUUCUCCUGUCCUCCUCCUCCUCCUCCUCGUCUGCUUCAUAUCACAACUUACCGCGCAAUCUGAUGUGCUCCUCCUUUGCACUAUUUACACGUGCAGCUGGACGCUCAUCAUUGAUCUCCCCCCUCGUCUCGUUCUUUCGUCCUUCUGACUUUCUUGAUCUCAUUCGACGUCCAGCUUUGUUCCCUCGACAUUAAUCCAACACCCGCGACCAAAUCCCCCUCCAGUGUCUGCUACCGAGUUCAGCAUCCACCAUGUUGAUCAAUCCGGGCAUAGUGUUCCUCUUGAUCUCCGCCGGGCUCGUCACGACGGCCAUCAUCGUCCAUGUCUCGAGCACAAGACUCUCCCUCCCCAUCGCACCCUUCUUGUCUUUUCUCCCCAUCCUGUUACCCGUUUUCGGCACCAUAAACGCCUUCUACUACCCACGCCUCCUCUUCAAAGCCCGACACUCCAUGGCCGCUCGCACCGAACAGCUCUUCCCGACAAUUAUACAGGCUCUGCAGGGCAUCCUGACCACAGCCAUCGCCGUCCUCUUGUUGCAGUCCGCCAUUCCCCACGAUACCCUCAACUGCGCCCUCUCUACCGCCUGGCAGCGCAUGUUUGCCGCCAAGGACGCCUCCUCUAUCCGCCGCAUCCAGGACAGCCUCGAUUGCUGCGGCAUGAACAGCGUCAAAGACCGUGCCUGGCCCUUCACCGGUAACAUACAGUGCGCCCAACGCUUCGGUCGCGACACCUCUUGUGUCGGCCCGUGGCGCGAUGCCACCUUGACCAACUCGGCCAUUGAUCUGGCCGUCGUACUCGCCGUCGGCGUUUUGCAGGUUCUCACCUUGCUCUUCAUGCAGAGCGCCAGCAACUGGAGACAUGCCUGGUGGGCGCAGAGCUGGAGCCGCCUGUCUGAUCGCCCUAUCGAGGAGCGCGAGCGUACUCGUCCUCUCCUCACGGGUUCCGCCGCAUCUCCUGCUGUCAACGCUGCCAGCCCUGCCAACGACAGCGGCGAAGAGUCGGAUCUGCCCGUCACCUACAGCGACCUCAACCCGCACUACGGUACCACCGGCGACGGUCGUCGGGGUUGGACACGCACCGGUACCAGUCGCAUUGAGCCCUCGUCGCUGCGGAACGAAUGGGACGGCGAGUGAGCCUAUCUUCGCGCGCAACUGGUGCGGCGACGUUUGACUGCGCUGCGCUGCCCUGCGGUACUGCACGACAUGACGACGAGACGACAAGACUUGGAACUGUUUGGGCAUUGCGAGCGAGAAUAUAUAUCUAUCCCGGGUGGUCUGAUUGGCUGUUUUGAGUUUUGUUCUUGGUGACGGAGUUUGAGAGGAAUCGGCAAGGCUUGGGAGAGGCUCUCUGGUACUGGUAGAUUGUUUCUGAGGCUAAAAUCAGUAUCCGCGUUUCCCGUUUCCGUCUUGCUGUUUCCCGUCCUCGAAUAUCGUUCUCGGUGAUAUCUCACUACUCUCUCAUUAAUCGGCCG